AUGGCAGCAGCAGGCGGUGCGGCUAGCAUCCUCACGCAGGUGCAGCAGACAGGGCCAGCGCCCAUCAACACAGCGUUGGGAGGAGGCUCGGACGAGAACAUCACCCUGGAAUUGCGCGGCCAACGAUUCACUCUUUCCCGCGAUGAACUUUUGACGCUCCCGGAGUUCGUUCUGCUCUCGCUAUUCCCCAACGGCUUGCUGCCGGAUGGCCAUAUGAACAGUUAUCACGACGGCGAUGUCUAUCCAGUCGACUACGAUCCGCUGUCUCUCCAGUACAUGUUGGAAUUCUUCCGUCAUGUGGCACAAACGAUCCCCCAAUCCUCGGACGAGUCUGCCCAAGGCGAAGGACCCAACACCAUGCCGAUCGAGCCCAUGCCUGGCAACGCGCGUGACAUGCUUCAAGACCGAGCCGGAAUCAUAGUGCUCCGCGAGGACUUGGACUUUUAUGCUAUUCCUCCACGAAAGGACGUCGAGCAAAUGGAGAUGAUCAACAUCAAACGGGCCGCCAGCAGAGCGCUGUUGAAGCAGGAUGGCAUCUUUUCCGGCCUGCGGAAGAGCGAAGAGCCAGGCACCACGGAGCAGCAUCUCAUUGAGAUGCUGACAGCUGGCGGAUUCAACCACGAAGACAUCUGGGGGCACCGCGCAGCAGAGCCACAAAAGGCCGUCAUUUGCUCAAUUGCCUUGGCACGCUUACGAACUGACAUCAAGGGCGACACUGCGGGAGCCGCCAAUGCCGUAGGAAUGGCCCAGAAGCUGUUAUUGUUUUGGAGAAAGCCAGCCCGAAGAUGUUGGUGGGAAGGUGUCGAGUUGGAAGGCGUCGAGGGCGUUGAAGGCAAACUCAAGGUCUGGAUACGACGGGUGUGGACGUUGGAGAUGAGCGUCAUAGGAUUGCGCUAA
Molecule: messenger RNA, 897 nt
Organism: Ramularia collo-cygni
Lineage: Eukaryota; Fungi; Ascomycota; Dothideomycetes; Mycosphaerellales; Mycosphaerellaceae
Product: probable general stress response protein Whi2
Exons: 6
Coding region: 1-897 (298 amino acids)
Cellular component (GO): nucleus
Molecular function (GO): RNA binding
Source: RefSeq, a predicted model, not a curated record